Molecule: messenger RNA, 29349 nt
Organism: Cinara cedri
Lineage: Eukaryota; Metazoa; Arthropoda; Insecta; Hemiptera; Aphididae
Source: the annotation of a GenBank genome assembly
GGCAGUGGCGCAAUAACCGGGGUGGAUGACGACAACAUGCCUACAUGAACAACAUCGGGACCCGUUAGUUGUAAACUGAGAAGAUAUUUUCAACGCAAUGGAUUCAAAUCAAAUCUGCGAUCAUUUGAAAUUUUAAACAAGGUGAAAAGUGAUUACAGGUACUGAUUGAAUUAUUUUUAACUGAUUAUUAAUAAUAUUGCAGUGUAGCACCGCUGACACUCGUAGUCCGCAUGCCAAAGUAAUAAUAACUAAUUAACUAAUACAGGUAUUAUUAUAGGCUAUAAACUGUCACAAUAUUACUUCAUUAGUCUAUGGUCUAUAUAUAAAUACUGUAUUAAUACUCGUUAAGGCUGGAACUAGUGCACGACCGACGGUACGCACUGAUUAUUGGUUGUCAACGAGCGUUUAAUGCUUAGCCGACGGCACAUAAUAAAAUAAUAUUAUAAAUUAUCAUAAUAAUAUAAAUAUGCGUACGCGCGUACGAUCGGUCGCUCUGCUCAGCGUCAUUAAUAGUCAAACUAUACGCCAGUAUUUACCUAUAUGGCCUGUUGGUUGACCGACGGACGAGCCUGACCGUCGGUCUUCGUCAGCGCGACAUUCGCGAUAAAAAGCGAAGUGGCUGACAUCUGGUGGUGGUGGUAUGAAACGUAACGGGGCCGACAUGAAAACUAAAUUAUUGAUGAACAUAUAAAAUACAAAAUAUUGAGAAUUGAUUUACCUGAUUUAUCAUAAUUUAUUAACCACACGUUGUGUUUUAAUUUUAAUUACACUUUCGCAUUUGGUAGCUGCCAACUCAUAAUCAUGGGUCAUGCUUAUUGUGCCACAACACCAAAAACUCGUAAUAAACAUAAAUAUUGUCGUGUUCCACAAUGUAAAACAAUAUUUUCUAUGUAAACAUAUGCAAAAUAAUUAUUUGAUUAUCAUUCAACAGUCAAUACAAAAAGGAUGUGACUUUCCACACUUUUCCUAAAAAUGUUAUCCUAAAAAAGGAAUGGGAGCAUGGUUUAAAAAUGAAUAUUACUAAUUCUCCCUCAAAUAAUAUUAAUGUGUACAGCAAACAUUUUAUUAAAUACGAUUUUUUAUAAUUUACAAGUUAUUAUUAUAAUUUAUAAAUAAUGCUCAAAUUAUAUAGAAUACCUACCAACUGUUAAAUUAAUAUAUUAGGGUAAACAAUUUAGGUACUUUAAUAUGGUUGUAAUGCAAUGGAUGUGAUUAUAAUAAUUCCAUAAACUUUAUAGAAAUAUAGAAAGAGAGGUUUUCCACUGAUAUCACUAGUUUUAACCCUUUGGGGCACACUUUGUUUUUGAAAAUUUUUUUUCUAAGAAAAUAUUAAAAGUUAGCACUCAUAUAACAUAUAAAAAAAAAAACAAAUUCAAGUGGUUUCACUAUCAUACUAAAAUACCUAAAAAAUAAAGGGUUUAGACAUAUAGCAACGAUUCUUAAUAUAUUGUUAUAAUUUUCCACACAUCUAAAUUCAGCAAUGUGGUUACAUUUCAUUAUUUGCAUACCUUCAAUCAAUGGUCGCUUAAAGUUACUAAAGUUACUAAUAAAACUUAAAAUGUCAAUUAACACUCAAUAAUCGGAGUAAACAUUUUUUAUUCUAUUUGAUUAGGUAUGUAUUAUGAAAUCGAAUAAAAUAAAUUCAAUUAUUCAUAAAAAACAAAUUAAAUUAAUAAUUAGCAUUGUGAAAUUAAUUAUAUUCAGUUAUCAGCAUAUUAAAAAAAAUUAAUUUCGGAUGGUGUUUGGUGAGGUGGAAGGGGUAAGGUUUAAUUAAAUUUAUGAGUAAAUCUUUAAAUUGUUUAAUUUUCAUUUAAAGACAACGCAUAUUUUAAUGCAAUUUAAACCCAUAUUAAUUAUGUAUUUAAAUAUACUUUACUAAUAAGUACAUGGUGGGUCGUUUGAAGCAUCGGAAUGUUUUUUGGUAAUAAUUUAGAAGAAAAAAAUUAUUAAUUUUGAAAAAUUUUUCGUUUAUUUUAGACAUGGAAAUUUGUUUUGGAAACUUUUUAAAAAUAAUAUCACGUAAAUUUCUCCUUCAGAACGAAUGGUGUAAUGUGCUUAUUUUUUGGUAUUUCAUCAUUUUUCGAAGUGUUUCCUGCUGAAAAACGGCCAUUUCCAUUUUGUCAUAUAUUAUCUUUCAACGCUUCGAGGAUCCAUGGCUUCUCAACAUAAAAUCCAGACUUCAAAUAGCCCAACAGGAAAAAGUCUGGAGGCGUUAAGACGGGUGAUUACGGAGGCUAGUCGAAAUCACCAUUUUUUGAAAUUCAGCGUCCGAGGAACAAAAGACGCAACAGAGUGAUUGUGGCUGUAUGAGCUGUGGCGCUGGCUUGUUAAAAACCAACAGUUGUUCAUGUCGUUAUCAGUCAGAAAUAGAAUCAAAAUAUCCGUUAUCAUGGCCCAAUAACGCUCUCCAUUGAUGGAUAAGGCUGCUCCAGCAUCUCCUUCAAAAAUAACGAUCCAAUGAUUGUUUUAGCAAAAAUUCCGGCCCAUAAAGUCACGCGUUGAUUGUUCAUGGAUUAAUUAAGGAUUUUCAUUGACGUAGAAGCAACACUUUUGUGUUUUUAUAGCCCCAUUCAACCUUAAACACUUCGAAAAGUGAUGGGAAAUUCCAAAAAAACGAGAAAUGCCAUUUGCUCUAAAGGCAAUUAUUUAGGCAAUAUUAUUUUUAAAAAGUAAUCAGAACCAAUUUCCAAAAUAAACGAAAAAUUAUCCAAAAUUAAUAAUUUGUGUUUUUUUUUUUUAUAAAAUUAUUACCAAAAAACAUCCCAAAGGUUUAAAUGAGCCAGCCUGUAAAAUAAUAAUUUAAAGUCUAAGAUUAAUUCUUCGAAUAGAGUGCCUGAACAUUAAGCACUGAAUCUGGUUUAACUUCAAUACACUGUUUGAAUUGUGGAGGGACGCAAGGGACGGAGUACCUUAACUAUUUUUUUAGAAAUGUAAGCGUACUAAAAUCAAAAGUGGAAUAUCUCGUCAACGGCAUGACAGAAAUAAAAAAAUUUAACACUCAAAUUUGUUUAAGCUAAUACUCCGUCUAUUUAUGGAAUUUUUAAUAUUGGUUGCCAUUUGAAAAUCAUAAGUAGGUAGUGGUUAUACCCCCCAAAAAUAAGAUUUACAAAAAAUAACAAAAAUAUAAAAUUUUAGAGUUAGUUAAAAAAUAAAUUCCGAAAAAAAAAAUACUCUCCGAGAUAAUGAGUGUACUCACAAAAUGAUUCACCCGGUGUAUAUUUAAAGUGGCCUUUCUGCUGUUUUGUAGUGUUUCUUAAAUACGUUUUUAGCCUCCUAAAUGUAGAAAAUGAUCUUCAUCAUCAUAGUUGUUAUCACUUUUUCAUAAACGAUGUUAAAACAUUGUGUUUUAAAUCGGUAUGAAAAUCAUACAACUACGUACUACGUAAAAUUCGUAAAAAACUUACAGACAUAUUUCGGGGAGGGGAUCACAACUCUUCUUCCCCAUAGUUGCGCCACUGGUUCCACAUAAUGUUUUACUCAUACGAUUUUCGUCAAAAGUUGAUAUUAAAAUUCCUUUAUAGAAAAAACCACUACAUAAAACUCAUGAUUCUAAGCGUAGGAAGGGAGCUACUGGUUUUACAAUGUUUUUUAUUUCUUUUUCUUCUUCUUUUAGACUGUAGACACGUAUUUCACUAGAAAUUUGUUCCGAUGUAUAAGUGUAGCACUUUCUGUGAAAGACAAUUUUAUCUAUUUGGUAAAUACUUAGGUCAUUUUUUGAUUUUCGAAACGGUAUUUGAAAUUAAAAUGAUUAUCCGGGGGAAAAUAUGAUUUGUUCAUGAUUUCGUUAUUUUAAAUAAGUAUCUACCACGUUUUCUAACACAAAUAUGGCUUCAAUUGAAAAACGACAAGAGAUCAUAUUUUUGCUGAAUUUUUUUUAAUAAGCGUUUUGUAAUCAAAUUUAAGCGAAAGUUGCAAAAAAAAUUGUGGCACUUCAAAUUGUAUAUUACCGAACUGGGCUUGGAAUCGUUUUUCAUCAGCAAUGGUUUAUCGUUUAUUACUGAUAUAAAUUAAAUAACGUUACGUAUCCUACCUUACCAACUUCCCACCUACAACAGUGACUGCACCCGUCCCCAGUAUCAGCUCUUUUUUAUUUUACUAUAAAGUAUAACAUUUAAAGAAUCUCCUGUUAAAUUUUCAAUAAUUUCUGUUUAGUCUAACAAUUUUGUCUACAGAGUACCUACCAAAUAAAAAUCUCACAAAUAUAAUAAAAUACUUUUAAAUAGAUCAAAAUACAGAAUAAAAAUUAUGUAAAGAACUCGUAAAAUUAAAUUGUUUAUGAAUAGCUCAAAAAUAGAUUAAAUGUUUUGAAAAAUUGACUACGUCUUCAAGAGAAAAUAUAAGUUUUCAGUCAAAAUGUCAAGUCUUUAUAAAAAUAUUAAACUAAAUUACAUUAAAAAAAUAAAAUUGAAUGUAAUAAUACAGUAUUAUUAUGUUCAUAAAUGUUUCCAUAUUUUCUGUAUUUUUUUUUUUUUAGAUUUUUCUCAAUUAUUAAAAAAACAUAUAAAGAAAAUCAAAAAACGAUUUUCUUUAAUUUAUUUAUGCACCAAUAUUAUAAGAUUCAAAAUUCAAUAAAAAAAAAAAAGGGUUCUUUAAUGAAAUUUUUUGAUUGGAGCAAGUUUUUUUGGUAGAAAGUUGAUCCCAGACUAACAAAAAUAAAAGUAAAAACACAUUAUGUGAAAUAACGAAUCCAUUUCUCAUUUAGAGUCAUUUUAUUUAAAUAAAAUAUCAAAAAAAUCAAUAAAAAAAAAAAAAUCACACAUGUAUAAUCACAGUGACACUAAUACAUUCUUCGCUCCGUUGAGAAUCUAAAACUUAAACGUUUAUUGAACAGAAAAAUAGUAAUUGUAUAAGUCAGAUUUCCUUGGGAAAUCCAAUAUUUGAAUUGGGUAAAAAAAAAAAAACUCUACAUUACACUAAAUUGUUUUAUUCCUGACCACGAAGUACGACUUAUAAUGAACUUCCUGUUACUAUUUCAAGCAUUUAUAUUUGGUUUAACAAUUUUAUUUACAGAUAGUAUCUAUUAAAUAAAAAUUACGUAAAAAACUCGGAAAAAAUAAAUAUUUAUAAAUAGCCCUAAAGUGGCUGAAAUGUUUUGAAAAUUGUAUCACGUCUGGAAAAGGCAAAUAUAAUAUUAUAAUAUAUGCAAUUACAGGUAUAUAAUUUAUUUGUAUUCAAUAUAAUAUUGAAAUAGACGUUUCACGUUAGUAAUAAUAUCAAUGCAUUACAUCAAAUCUAUUUAUAUAAUUGUAGAAAUUGUAUACAUUUUAGUUCCUCCGUAGCCGAUAAACCUCCCAAAAAUGCCAAGUGGUUGUGUCGCAUGUGAUCUUGGAUCUGUCAGCAGUUGGCAAUAAUAUCAUUUCACACAUGAUAAUGCAUUGUAGGUUUUUAUUAUAUUUAUUUGUGAUUAUUAUUAUUAUUAUUAUUAUACAGCCUGUGUCAACAAAUCAAGUCAAUGUUUACUCUGCGUUUGUCAUCGAGUAGCGGUCGUUGUGUAAUAUUUAUAAUAUAUAUAAUAUAAGCGCGUAUUCCGUACGGGUGCAAUUAUUUACAGAAACCACACACGCGCAUUAAUAUAAUAUAUACCUACCUACCCGUUUCCUGUAAGGCUGUAACAAAAAUCGGAUGAUCUUGGAUACGUACGUUUUCACCUAAAGUCGUUUAAAAACUAGCAAACACGCAGCCACAUGAACAUAAUAAAUAUUAUAAUAUAUUAAGACGUACACAUAUUAUUAUAAUGCUCAACAUAUUUUGAAAUUCAAUACCUAUAUUAUAUUGCGUAAUGAUAGGAGUGACCAUAGCGUUCUGAAUUGUUCGGGUUUUAACAUUGAUGUAGGUAGGACUGUAAGAGAAGCUCACGGUUGUGGGAUUCUAAUUUACAAAUGUUAGAUCAUUACAGUUUCCCAUUGAUCAUAUGUUUUAUAACAUAUAGAUACAAUUAUUCAAAAUGUAAAUUCUGAAUUUUCAUUAAAAUACUUUUAACUAUAGGUAAACAAAGUAGUACCAAUUUAAGUUGAUACAUUUGUAUUAGGUUAUUAUUUAUUAUUUUAUAACAUAUCGUGGUAAUAAUAAAUUAUUUAAACAACACCUUUUUAUUAUUUGCACGUUUCCAUUUUUUUUUUAAUUAUUUGACUUUAUUAAUCCAACCAUCAUGAAAAAAAAUGUAUCUACAUACUAUACCUAUCUAUAUAUUUGGUAUGUGAUAUUUUUAUUGUUUUUUUUUUGAAGUACCCUAUAGGUAAAUGGAAUUAAGUUUUUUUUUAAAUUUUUGAACGUAUACCACGUAUAAUGGUUAGACGAACUAUUUUUAAUAGUGCCAAUUGAUAUUUAUUUUUUUAUUACGUUUAUUCGGUUUCUUGAGUUUUUGACAGGGCAUUAGACCGCAACGUUAGAAUAAUAAUCCCUUUGCCUGCCAUAUGAUUUGAAUAACCUUUUGAAAAUGAAAAAUUUAGCUUUUUUCUUGAUAAACACAAAGUAUUUUUUUUGUUUUUGUCCUAUUUUUUUAUUUACUUAGUACUUUCAAUAAAGAAUCGAUAAAAAAAAAAUUCAACAUUUAAUAAUAUUUCAAAAACUAACAAAACUCCUUUGCUCUGCUUAGAAAUUAGAACAAAUUAAUGUUUCGUGUACUCGUAUAAUAUAUAAUCUGAAGAUAUUACUUAUAAUUCUUGUGAAUUCAUUUAUUUUAAUAUCGCUGGUUAUUUGUUUACUAUAACUUAUUAUAAUAUACUGCAUAGAUUUGCAUAGAAAUUAUACUGUUAUUAGUUUGUUUAUACAAUUAAUAGUAUUUUAAAUUCAUAAUCUUGUUUAUUAAACGAUUUAAUGACCAAUGAAUUCAAAAUAAAAUGGACCAUGGGCCAUAUGGAAUUAUUUAAAACCGUAUUCUAAGAAAACAUAAAACUACAAUUUUCUCUGUUCUAUGAAAAUCAUUGUGUGGGUUACUUUAUAUUCAAAAUGUAGCGAAUUACCGAUUUCAUUGUUUUUAAUUUUCACAAAUUGUGUUUUCUAUGAGAAAUAUUACUUUAAUCAAAAAAUACCGUUUUGUUUCAUUUUGGAUCUAGUUGAUCACGAAGUAAUUAGCUUUUCCAUGUUCCAAUUAGUUAGCUACUUGGAAUAUAUAAUAAUUGAGUAAAACCGGAAAAAUGAAAAGGAACAAAUUUACUUUGUAUGAUUUCAUUAUUUAAAAUUUUAAAAUUGUAUUUCUUCUAUCAGAAAUAAUGUUUUAAUGUUUUAAUUUUUGCAACUUAUGUUUCCUACUAGAAAUAUAACGCCAAUUGAAAAAUUACAAGAAAUUGAUUUUAUUCCUUUUAUUAUACAGCCACCGAAAAAGAAAGUCGUUUUUAUUUACAUUCAAAGUAUUUUCAUAAUAAUUGUGAAAAACCAAAAAAGAUGAUUUUUUAAAAUAACAGCACAACGAUUACAUUAUUUAAAAUUUUCACAGUUCAUGUUUUUUUAAAAUAAAUAUUGCUCCAAUAGAAAAACAAGUGACUUUUUAGUUGCAUUUUUAAUCUCGUUUGUGAGUAAAGAAAUCGUUUUUUUUUUUUUAUUUUCUUAGUGUAGUUUUUCAUUUCAUAGUACCUAGAUAAAAACCGAAAAAAACAUAGAAAGAACGGAACAAUUUACAAAAAUAAUACUUUUACUAUUUUAAAUUUUGUUUUUUGUUAUAAUUCAAUUAGAACUAUUCGUGGACAAUUUUUGACAGAAUUUAAGUAUGAAAAUCGUAAAUAUUAUGGUCUUUAAAUACAUGUAUAACCGAACUUUGCUCCGAAUCGUUAUUCGUUAGCAAUGAUUUAUUUUUAUGUAUAGAUAUAAAUUAAAUAACUUUAUGUAUCCUAUAUUCCCAACUUUCUACCUACAACAGUGGCUGUAUCCGUCCCCAGUAUGAGCACUUUUUUUAUUCAAUUAUUCAAUUCAUUGUUAUAACGUUUGUAGAGAUUUGAAAUGUUGACAGAAAACUUGUAUUUGUGAGCAAUGAUAAACUUUACUAUUCUGAAAAAAUUUCGAUUAUGCAUGAUUUAAAGGUAAUAUUGAUCAUAUUUUUGAAUUUUUCAUCAAAAUUUGAUUUUUAAACUUUAUAAAAAAAAUUACUGCAUUUUACUUUUUUUUUUUUCUACUAAGUACAAUCUAUAAUGAAUCUUCUACUAUUUCAAAUAUUUCUGUUGUGUCAUGCAAUUAUAUGCUACUAAAUAAAUAAAAACUACGUAAAAAAUUCGCUGGUAUAAAAUGCCUUUAAAUAGAUCAAAAUUGCUAAAAUAUUUUUAACAUUUCACUAUAUCUCGAACUGGCAAAUAUUUGUUUUAAAUUUAAAGAUUUCAAUAUUUUUAACUGAAUUACAACAAAUAACAACAUCACAGAAACUCUCUCAUUGAUAAAUACUGGCUACUCCACUGUCAAUGAUUUUUUAUUGCAUAUAUAUAAAUUAAAUAACUGUGCAUAAUGUAUAUGCAUCCUACCUUCAUAACUACCAAAACAGUGAUUACAUUUUUAAUAAUAUUAUAUUAAGAUACGUUUAUUAAAAUAAUAUACAUAUAUAUUUCGUUUUGAAUAAUUCAAAAUAAUCUUAGUAAUUACCUAUAAUGGAAAUACAACAAUUUUAUCAAUAAGUAGAUUAAAGUUAUACUUUAAAAGAACCGCUAUAUACAAACACUUGAACACUCUUUCAGUAUCACUUUUAGAAAUGACGAUAUGGUAUUCAUUCCUGCUAUUAUAAUAUUAUAUACGCACUUAUAUAAAAAUCGUAUACGAAGAACUUACUAUACUCCGCUCGCUGCCUAUUGCACACUUCGAGUUAUUAAUUCUUACAUCACAUAUAUGUAUACACCACGACGGCGAGGUGAUGACAACUUACAUUGGCCCUAUUUCCUGUACGGAUAGUAAAAAUGUAAAGAUAGAAAGAGAGGACGUGGAACCGAGAGGGAAAUAUGUGAAGUUUAUAAUAUACAAGUACGCCUGUUCGAUGUGGAAGCCAUCGUAGAUAUUUCAACAGUGUAAUAAAAAUUAGGUGCAUAAAAUAAAUAUUAAAAAAAACUUCGUGGUCAUACACACACAACCCAACUGCAGACACCGGGGUAAUUUUUAUUAUUUCGGUUAUUUUAAAAUAGAAUAUUAUUCGGACGUAAAAACGGUAUAUAUUUUAGGAGACAAUAUAAGAUAUAGUGUGUGAUUACUUAUAGCCUAUAUAGGAUUCGGAUGUUUACGCUAUCCUAUAUUGCAGUGCUUAUAGAAGCAUUACAAAUGGUUGAACAUGUAUGUAUUUUAUGAUGUUAAAAUAGCAAAAUAUGAAUUCAAAAUAUUGAAAUGUGUACUUUCGUCUAAUAAAAUGACGAAAUAAUCGAUAAAACAUAGAAAAUAUACAAUAUAUAUAUAUUUCAUAUAAUAGUCACAAUGUUUUUGCAAUUUGUGUAAUCAAAAUGACAGCAAAUAUUUUCAGUUGCUAAGUCAAGAAAAAUAUUAACUUCAUAAUACUCUAAAUACGCUAAAAUUAGUAGUUCACACACGAUUUUUUUUUGUGAGGGGGGGGGGGUUAUGCUAAUAAUAAUUUCCCAGAGAGAUGAUCGCACACAUUAUCAGUACAGUUCUGUCACUAUUAUUAUUUAAUAAAUACUUUUUGAUAAAUGAAAUUUUAUUUUAUUCUAUAAUAUAAGAUAUUAUGCUGUUGAGCGUAAAACUUGAUUUAAAAAAGAUAGUGAAGGAAGAGAUUUUGUAGGAGAGUUGACCCUCCUCUCUGUGCGUCACUGGCUAAAAUAAUAACGUAUUUGUUACCAAUAAUUUGUAUAAUAUGCUUUUUAUGUGGAACUGGAAUACAAAACAAAAUUCAGUUUUCAGUAAUAAUAUUUUAGUUAAAAAAGUAGAGUAAAAUGUUUUAAAAGAAAAAAUAGUAGGUAUUAUUAUCAAGAUGUAAUGUUUAAAAUAAUUUACUUUAAAAACCAUUCUAACUCUAAUAAGGAUUAUACUCGUAAAUAAUAUGAUAACAAAAUUAAUAUAGGUAUUAUUGUAUUUAUCAUAAAUAAGCAGAAUUUUUAAUAAUUGCUAUAUAUAUACAAUAUAUAUACACCUAGUUAUAUAUAUAUAUAUAUAUAUAUAUAUAAUGCUAUAAGCACCAAAUGGGAAGCAGUUACCAAUUAUCAUUAUAAUCUAUUAUAAUUUCUGGAUAUAGUUUUUAAAUACAAAUAUAUUGUACUAUAAAUUAAACGCUAUAUAAAUUAUAAAUUAAUGAAGCUUACCUAACUCGUUUAAAUGUUUGAUUCAUAUACUUAGUUGUUCAAUUUCAUUUAUGUAUAAUAUGCAAGCAUACAGUGGCGUGGGGAAUUUUCAAUGUGAAGGUACGUGUUAAAUAAUAUUUACGACUUCUGAAUACAUGGUAAAAAUUUCUUCCGUUUUACCUAGCUCGACAAUAAAGUUUAAAAAUCGGGUCCAAAAUAGUCAAUAUGAGUUCAAUAAAUCAAGCUCUUUUUUCUUGUAAAUUGUCUUAAACAUAUAAUUUAAAUUUAAAAUUAAAAAAAAUUUAUAAAUUAAAUUAAUGAAUGAAUACUCGAUCAUAGUUUUGUUUUUUUAAGCUGCCCUUGUGUGCACUUCUCUAUGUAUGCCACUGUGUACCUAUAGGAAUUUUUUAAGUUUUAAAAUAUUUUGGUAAUUUAUUUAAAUGUUACACAAUUUUUUUAUAUCUAUGAAUAUAAUUUCAAAACUGUGCCAAAUGUUACCAAAUAUGUGGGUGGCUUCUUGAAAUUUGUUAGUAAUAGUUAUUAAUAUAAUAUAUAAUUAUAUACGUGCAUUUUCUACAUAUUAUUAUAAACACAAUGCAUACAUAAAAACGAUCGAAAUAACUUGAAUAUAGGUUAAAAUAUUAAAUUAAAAAAAUAUAAUUUUAUCAAAAGAAUACAAAUAUUGGGGUUAGUUGAUAUUUACUAUUUGCAUGUACUUAUGUCCUAAACUCCUAAAUAUAUAUUACCAACCUAUUUUUAAUAUUAUUAAAUUACUAAGUAUACUUAUAAAAUACUAAUAAUAUAGGUACAUAAUAUUAUAGGAUAAAUAUUAUUAUAACUUGGGUUUCAGGGACGGAAGAAAUCAAUCAAUUUUUGGAAUUUUUAUUUAAUUCCUGUCAUAUAAUUAUCAUAUAAGUACAAAUAUUUUAUAUUUUUAAUUCGGUUAAUAUUUAGCUACCUAUAUUACUAUAGUUACUAUAGGUAACUUAGUUAUAAUGACAACGUAUACAUAUAUAGUAUUUAUCGUACUUGUAAGUGAAUAAAAUUACGGGGAUAUAACUAUAAUGCGAUAUUAAAGGUAUAAUAAUAAUUAAUAUUAUACAGUUAGGAAGGUGUGUACUAAAGGGGGGGCGAUUAUGAUGGGUUGGGUCGAGGAGAUAGUAGGGGAAUUGUGCAGCGCACGCCCAGAUUACACGACCAAUCCGGAACGACGGCCAAUCCCUUCGCCGGUGGGCCGCAGCAUUGAGACGUGCGGGGAGAACAAAAAAGAGCGCUACGCGACGUUGUUAAAAAUAAAACGUUUUAAGCGACGGGAGAAAACGGGAUGACAGAGAAAUAGACCAGUAUUGGUGAAAGGUCCGCGGGUUUCGGUGUUGUUUUUUCGCCACCUUUUAAAACCCGUCUCGGUGUUAAAACCUCUCGCCCGCCUGCGCGUGUUGACAGUGUUAAUAUUCGUUUGUUUCGCCUUUGAGUCAUAAUAUAUCUAUUUAAAAUUUUUUUUUCCCCGGUAUACCUAAUAAAAAAAUCAUCGUCCGCGUUUCACAAUAUUAUAAUAUCGUCGUGUGCGUAAAUCAGUCGCGAACACGUCUUAAUAAAUAAUAUACCGCACACUCCAUCGUUAUAUCGUAGAUACAUAAUAUUAUUAUAUUUUACGUAUGCAUAAUAUUCUUGUAUUUACACGUGUAUGAACAAUAAUGGAUAUCACUUUUUGAAAAACAUUCGUCUUUCGGCUUUAGUAAAUAUAUCAAGAAACUGACCUUAAAAAAAAAAAAUUAAAAAAAACUCGUGUCGACAAAAUAAGUGACCGAGCGUGGUCAUCGUGGUAGCAUGCAUCCGUUUUAUAAUGCUUAUGGAACCAGCGGCGGGAACGUCGAACACCUGUACGACGACAAUUGGGUAGCGCCACAGUCCAACACGCCGAUGAAGGAUAUUGAAGGUAGACGCUAAAAUUAUUCGUUUUUCUUCCGUGCUAAAUAUCUUCUUAACGUCUAUUAUAUGUAACAAAUAAGUACAUUAUGUAUUGAUUUCCGAUCUUGAAUAGGUUCUUACUGUAUUAUAUCGAAUUAUCAAGGCUAUUAUGUAUUCAUAUUAACGCAAUAAUCUGUACAAUCUUAAACAAACACAAUUUUAAAAAUACACAGAAAUAAAAUAUACGAAAUUUUAUAUAUAGCUUAGAUAUAAUCAUACUUAUUACCUAUAACUAUUAUUAAGGACAAACAAUAGAUUUAUACGUUUAAUUUUUUUUUUUUAAUUUACAAUUUCAUGAAAUCUUACAUAAUAAUAAUAUAUAAUAUAUAUUGUGUUAUACACUAUAGUAUAAGCACUAUAUAUUGAAUCAAUAUAAUUUACAUUAUAAAUACGCAUAAAAAAAAGUCGAAAUGUAUAAAUUGAUUAAAAAUCAAAUUAAAUAUAUAUAUAUAUACUUUUUUUUAAACAGUGAAAUAAAGUAUUGUACUUAGUAAUAGUAUAUAGGUAAAUGACCUUCAUUAAUAUGAAGGUAUAUUAAUAUUAUAUUAUACAUGAUUUUGAAUCUUAUGAAGAAAACAAAUUAGUUAUUUGUUUUAGGUACACAUAUAUUUAUACUUAUAUGUUUUUAAAAGUUUGAAUUCAAAUUUAAUAUGACAUUAAAUUCAAGCAUUUCAUUGAUACUUUUGGUAUAGAAGUAACAAAAUAUUAUACACUUAAUAGAAUAAAAUGAUUAUGGGAGUAUUGUCGUACGAUAGUACUUUUAUAACUUUUAAAAUACCUAAUGUUUUAUUCGAGUCUAUAGAAAUGUUCAUUAUCAUUAAUUAUUGAUUAUUUCCUAUAUUAAAAUCUUAUUGUUUCUGGUUUUCAGCAUUUAUUAUUUAUAUAGAUAAAAUGCAAUUUUUGUUUUUUAUUUAACCACUGCUAAAAUAAAAAUAUUUUAAUAUUAUGCAAUAAAAUUACGGAGAUCAUUUUUAUAGUAAACUUUUGAAUAACUGAUAACCUAAUUAUGAUAAUUAAAGGGAUUUAAAAAAAAUAUAAAAUAUAAUUAUGUAUUUAAUAACUUGAAAUCUAAAAUCAAUUAUAGACAAUACAUUUUUAGAUGAAUGGGAUGAUCUGAUUUUUUUCACGCACACACUAUCCUAAAAGAUGUAGAAUUUUACUCGGGGAGGGGGGUCUAUAUUUGAAAUGUUUUGAAAUUUUUAAAAUUCAUCACUCGGGUUCUUUUCUUGAAAAACAGUUUUUUGCUUAGUAAAAAUGCUUCUUCACUGACAGCUUAGAAUAACAUUUUGGUUGCAAUGAUUUAUCAAUACUUAUGUUAAAUAAGUUAAAUUACCCUGUAUCCUAAACUUUUCAAACUUUUCACCUAUUUCAGUGGCCUGCUUAUGGUGCGAAAUACGUCUGGUCUUUUACAUUGUAAUAUAUAGUUUGACUAAUAUGUUUUAUAAUUGGUUUUGUUUUCAUUAUCGCACCACAUAAAUAUUGUAUCCUUAUAUUAUAUAAGUUAUGUAUUGAUGCAUUUAAAAUAUAUGCGAUUGGGAAUUAAACAUAUUUACAUGUUUAAUACUUCGCAAUGAACGGUGAGCGAUUUUGAAAUACAUUUUUUUUCUUUUUGUUCUGAUUUUUAAGUGUAGCAACUUUUCUAAAAAGAAAUCGGACUGGUGAGGUACUCUAAAGAGGUCAUUUUUCGAUUUUUCCAAGAUUUUUAUCAAUUAAUGGAAAAAAACGUGAAAAUUACGAAAUUUAGGUAUUAUAGUUGACAAAUAUUUCGGAAUUUUUUUUCCUGUGUUCCACUUUUCUACUACCUUUAUCGCUCCAAUUUAAAAUAAAAGCACUUUUUCCGGAAGAAAAUCUGACGAGGAAGUUACUUUAAGGAGGUUAUUUUUCGAAAAGUUUUCCCAGCAAAUGUGAAAAACCGGGAGAAAACGGGAAAAUCAGUAUAUUAAACAAAUAUCAUUAAACAAAAUACAUAAUAACUAUUUAAUUAUUUUACCACAAUAUGAUAUAUAUAUUGUUGACAAAGCAUCACUAUUAACUGACCUCCGCUCAAAAUUGUUUUUUCGUUAGUAAUUUUUGACCCUUGCUUUUAGGUAUACAUUAAAAUUACCUAUAAUAGUAGCUGCACCUGUCUCCAUUAUCCUAGGACAGUUUUUUCAUAUUUUUUCCCUGACAAUGUUUUAUUUUACUAUGAUGUAUAUUUUUUUUCUAUCGGUAAACAACUUUUCGACCAGAGAUCGAACAAUUACCAGAGCCACUUUUUGUUGCAUUUUAUAUCUAAUUGGUAAAUAAAUAAGUAGUUUUUUUUAUUUUCCGUGUAGUUUCCAUGAUAUUUGAACAAAACCGAGAAAAAACGUAGAAAGAACGGACAAUUUUACGGAAUUAUUUUCAAUUUUGUUGUUUUCGUUGUAAUUCAGUUAAAAAGUAUUUAUAGAGGCUUGAAAUUUGGACAAAAAACUUAAAUUGUUCUUUCCUAAAUGUAGUAUUAUAAAUAUUUUAGUGUAUUUAUCAGUAUUUUAAAUUUUCUAGUUUCAGUACGUAGUUUUUCUUUGGUAGGUACUAUGUUGAUAAAAUUAUUUCACCAAACAGAAAUGUUUGGAAAUUUAAUAUAAGGCUCAUUAUGCAAGGCUGUAAUUAAUUGUGAAAAAAGUUAUGCGUAAUGUAGUAGAAUUUUUUUUUUUUAUAAUGGUUGUCGAAUAGUAAUAAAAAUCGCAUAUGUUAUAAUAUUUUAAAACGUGUAUAACCAAACUUCGCUCUGAAUCGUUUUUCGUUUGCAAUGGUUUAUCGUUGUUAACAGAUAUUGCUUUACAGAUAUAAAUUAUACAACUUUAUGUAUCUUACAUUCCCAACUGAUUACUUCCCACAUUCAAUAGUGAUGCACCCAUCAGCAGUAUUAUCAAUUUUUUUUUAUUUUGAAAAUUUGAUUUGAUAUUCUGAAAUAGCACCUACCUAGUGACUAGCAAUUUUUCUCAUAAUAAAUACACAUUUAUAAUCAUCGAAAUUUGAUCAAAAUUGGCCAAGUUUUAAUAUGUACCUAUAGUCCAUAAUAUAUAUAUAUAUAUUAUAGCUUGCUUAUAUAACCUUUAUAUUAUAAUUUAAGAUAAAAUGUAUUGGUUAGGUUAAAACUACCUGUUAAAAUAUUAAUUAUGGUGACGUGAAUUCAUAAUCAUUUCAUAAUGCAAUAAUUUAUCACAGCUAUCAAUUUUAUACUAAAAUAAUAAAGCGAUUUAACAUUUCUUAAAAUUUAGGUGUGCCAAUUUUUUAUAUUGCACCUUCAAAUAAAAAUAAUUGGUAACUUUCCAAUUGGUUUUUUAGAUUCAAGUUCAAUCAAUGUACUUCAUAUCUAAAUCUCACUAAAAUAUUAUAUAAGUAUUAUACAAGAUACAAAACUAUAACUGCUGUAAAAAAGUUAAGUGCUUUUGAUCUAACACACACCCCUCUUCCUGCCCAUUUUGUUUCUCAAUAUUAGAGAGUAAUUUUGGUAAAAUUUGGUAAUGAGAGGUCAACCCCUUCAAGUGUCUCAAAAUAGUUGACAAAUUAUCAAAGAAGGUAGCUUUAUAAUUUUUUGAAUUGAAUUAUAAACUGUAGUGUUUACAUAAAAAUGUACCAUAUCUUAAAUAUAAAACAUAGAAAUAAUCUAAAAAAUCUCUUCAAAAAGUUUUUCUCUAAUUUAUAAUUAUCUAAGGAAAUCGAUAAACAUUUAUUUAUACUAAUUGAUUUGUUAUAUAUAUAUAUAUAUAUAUAUAUAUACCUAGGCUAUUUUAUCGUUUUUCCAACCACUAGUCAAAUGUACUCAAAUUACUAUAACAAAUCAAUUAGUAUAAAUAAAUGUUUAUCGAUUUCCUUAGAUAAUUAUAAAUUAGAGAAAAAUUUUUUGAAGAGAUUUUUUAGAUUAUUUUUAUGUUUUAUAUUUAAGAUCUGGUACAUUUAUAUAUAUAUAUAUAUAUAUUAGACUAUGGACGAAACAAAGAAUGUAUUAGUUUUACUAUGAUGUGUUUUUUUUCUGUCUGUAAUCAACUUAUUUAGUAACAAUUUUUUUCUAAUCAAAAGUUGCCACGAACCAUUUUUUGUUGCAUUUUGGAUUUAUAUGGUGUAUUAUAAAUGCCAAUUUUUGAUUCUUUCCAGCACUUUUCAUAAUAUAUAAGAAAAACCAAAACCAAUCCGGACACAUUUUUACGGCUCUGCGGCUGUAGUUAAUGACUCCAAUAUUUAAAAUUUUUAGAAAACAGAAAUGUUUGGAAAUUUAAGAUGAGGUCCAUUAUAAGUAAUUUUUACUAGUAAAAAAAAGGUUAUCAUAAUAUAGUAGUUUUAGCGUAAAAAAAGAUUUAAUAGUUUUACCAUGAUGUGUAUUUCUGUUUUUUCUGCUUAUAAACUAAUUUUCUACCAAAAAUCUUUUUUUUUAAAUUAUUUAAAUUUAUUUUCAUUUUUUUGAUAUACAUUCAGCUAAAUUAUUUGAGCAAGUUUUGGGCUUGAAAAUUAAUUUUAGUGAUAAAUUUAAAAAUAUGAUUAACUGGAUCUAAUAGUCAUAACAAAAUAGCUGCCAAAAACUAUUACUCGAAAAUGAAAAAUAUAUACAUAAGUAAAUUUAAACGUUAUAUAUACGCUAUACGGGGUGACCCACGAAAAUAUAUCCAUUUUAAUAUCAUUGAGAUAAUAAAGAUAGUCAAAUCAUAUUUUUUUUAUUUUACUCACAGGGAUGAGAACUACAAAUAUUUAUAUUCAAUUAUUUUUUUGUUUUAAUAUAAACAUAAUAAAAAACUUUUUAUUUUAUUAUUUUUAAAACAAAAUUGAAGGUAGCCAUUUUAUAGAGUUUAUUUUUCUAACAAUAUUGACGUAUAUAUUAACUUAAAUUUGUGAUACAUAAUAAUUUCCAGUUCAGAAAAAAAAUGUUCAAAUUUUUCAAAAAUAAUUAGAUAUAAUGUAACUUUUUAAUAUUUUACCAAAACAUACAAAUUUAAUUAAAAUAUAAAUAUUUUUAGUCCUUAUCCCUGUGAGUAACAUUAAAAAAACAGAAUAUGGAUAUCUUUAUUACCUCAAGAGAUAAUAUUACAAUGGAUAUAUCAUCUUCGUGUGACAUUUGUAUAUAUAUACAUACUAUAUUAAAUUAUAAACAUUUAUAAAAUUAAAUAUGUAUAAUAUUUGACUAUUUUUAUUUACUUUUUAAAAAAAUACAUUUUAUUUUUCGUUAAAAUAUUUGAAACUUGCUUAUAUUAUAAAAAAAGUGAAAAAUAGAACAUAUUAUUAUAACUUAUUAUCUUGUUCUCUUGUCUCCACGCAAACUCGAGUUUAAUACAAAUUCAGAUAAUCAAAUUAUUUUUUGUCUAUAUUAAUUAUAAUAGUACUUUUUAUCUCUAAAAUAAUUUAUUAGGUACACAAAAAUUGAUAAUCGACGACUUAAAUAUUCAUCUUUUGUACUAAUAAUUUUGAAAGAUAUUUUGCUAAAAAUUUACUUAUGCCUCGUAUUUAACAAUUGUCUAAGUCUAAUAUUUAUGUUUAAAAUAGUUAGAAGUGGAGUAUGGAGUACUUAUUCAAUGUAUUCAAUAAACAGGAAUAUAAAUAAUAUACAUAUUAUUAUGAACUGUAUGAAGGGAGUAUCAAAUGAGAAGUUUAUAGUUACCGUAUCUGAGUAUUGAAAAUCAAAUUUAUUUAUUCAUCCAAAUUCUAAAUGUUAUAUAUUAUGUAUAAAUUAAUUAGUAUAAUUCCCAUGUUAUCUAAACGUACAUAAUACUGCAAAAAGUCGUAAUACAGUUUUCAAUUUUAAUUAAACUUAUACAAAUUACUCUUCUGUCGUAUAAUAUAGUUAUGAAAUUAAUUUAAAAAUUUAAAAUAAUUAUUUUUUUAUUUUAAUAAUAUCACCAAAAAAAAAAAAAAAAAUAUAAUAUUUGAAACAUUAUACGGACAGAUAAAUUUUGUUGAUACUAAUUUUUUUUUUUUUUUAUGUGUGAAUAGCGUGUUUAGAAACCGUAUCCAGUACGAAUAUACAAGCCAUAAAAUCGACUUCUCAUCAAUCGUAUUUAUCGUCUGACAGAAAAAGAUUAGAUACCGUUGCUAAUAGUCAAGAACAUCCGAAACUUUCUGGUGUCGGCGCUGCAUUAGAAAUGAAACACUUAUGGGAAGAAUUUAACGAACUUGGUACAGAAAUGAUUGUCACCAAAGCUGGCAGGUAAACUAAAAAAACUCGGUGCAUAUAGUGUGAAUUUAAAUUUUAUGAUGGGAAUUAUUAAACAUUUUGUUUUUCAUAAAAGCUUCGAUUUAUUUUUUUAUAAUUUCCCUCCGGAUACUUAAUAAACAUUUACCUAUAUAUUCAUAUAUACUUGUUCCUACUUGUAUAUUAAGGUUUUAUUUCGAUAUCAUAAUAUAUUAAUUAUAUUAUAAUAAUUAUUAAAUAAUUAGUAUAUAAUCUAAUACAUAUAUAUAAGAUAAUAUUAUAAUGUUAUUAUUACUGAUAAAAUAUUUACGCUCAAGAGGAAACGGGAGAAAAGUUCUUUCCUGGACUACAUCAUAAUAAAUAUUAUAUAUUAAAAAGACGGACAUACUUCUCACGAUGGGUGGCUACUGUUGUAUGUGAGAAGUUGGGAAGGUAGAGGGGAAAUUAAAUUAAAUGUAUAUCUGUACGCAAAGAUUAACCAUUGAUAAUGAAAAACGAUUUUGACUGGAGUUCGGUUAAUAGUGUGAUGAAAUAGAUACUUUUUGACAUGUAUAUUUUCCAAGUAUUUUAUUUUGUUAUUGGGGUUGACGAUCAAAGCAAUGGUUAAAUCUUGUAAUAAUUGUAAUAUUGUUUUAUAAUAUUCAACUAUAUAAACUAAUGAGUUCAUUACCUCUUACAGAAGAAUGUUUCCUACAUUCCAAGUUCGAUUGUAUGGUUUAGAUCCAGUAGCCGAAUAUAUGCUUAUGAUGGAUUUUGUUCCCGUAGAUGAUAAAAGAUAUAGAUACGCAUUUCAUAGGUAAAUAUACAGUUAUUUUAAAUAUUUAACUUUUAAAAAUUAUAAUAAUUAAUUCAAAAUAUUAAUAGAUACCUAAAUAUAUGUGCCAUAUAUGUGUAUUUUCAAUAUAUCUAUACAUAAUGACUUGCCAAUUCAAAACUAAUGAAAACAAUUUUUGUAUUUAUAUAUAAAUUACAUUUUUAGUUAACUAAUAAGAUUUUUAGCCAAUAAUUUAUGUGUGUUAUAGAAAUAUAUUUUGUAUAUUUUAGUUCGAGUUGGGUGGUCGCCGGUAAAUCGGAUCCUAUUUCACCCCCAAGAGUACAUAUCCAUCCAGAUUCACCGGCGUCUGGAGGACAGUGGUUAAAACAAGUUGUGUCAUUCGAUAAACUUAAGUUGACCAAUAACCAGAUGGACGAUAAUGGGCAUGUAUGUAUGAAAAUUAAAUUUAGUUAUAAUCAUUGAAAACGUUUAACUACCAUGAGAUUAUUUUUGUCUAUGGAGCAUAAUAAUUGCCUACACUUCACGCCGUUUUUAAAUACAUUUUUUUUCAUUGGAAUAGUAUAAAAAUGUAUUUAAAUAAAUUGAUUUUCUCUUAUUUGUCAGAUAAUCCUCAAUUCAAUGCAUCGAUAUCAACCCAGAUUUCAUGUACUCUACAUUCCCGGAAGAGAAGAAGGUCCUUCACAUUCCACAAACAAUUUUAAAACGUUUAUGUUUCCAGAGACUAAAUUCACGGCUGUCACUGCUUACCAAAACCAUAGAGUAAGAUUCGAUGAUAAAUUAACAUAAACUACAUAAAAUUCUAUGAACUGUGAACAAUCAGUUGAUAUAAUUUUCGUAUAGAAAUAUAGCACUUAAUGUAAUAAACUAACUAAUAAAUGUUUAAACUAUUUCAACUAAUACAAUUUGUGAGUAAAAAAUUGACUAAUAUAAACUUCAUAUAAGUAUAUUUUAUAUCAAUGUAGUAUUUAUUCAUAUCUGAUGUCACAAUAGGUAUAUAUAAGGGUAGGUAUAAUCAUAGAUCUUAUACUGAUAGGCGAGCUUUUCGUAUAUUGCAUACAUUAUGAGCUGCGGUCAAACAUAUUAAUAUAGUGAAGCAGCAAAAUUUGACGUUAGGUACACAAUUAUUAUUGUACAAAAUAAUAUUGUAAUAGAAUCAGGAAAUAAUUAAAUUGCAUAGUAUCAACAAUUUUUUGAUAUCUGCAAUGUAAUUUAUAGAUUUGUACUUUAAACUUGUUACGAUAUUUUUUUCUUUUUAAUUUAUCCACAUUUUUGACAUUAUCUAUAUUAACAUACUUGUUUACUUCAAAUAUGUUAAUUAGUUCUGUUUACUAAAACAAACAACAUAAAUUGUAAUUCAUUUAUAUUAUUCCAAAUAAUUUAAGGUAAGGUUUAUAAAUAAUAAAAAUUACAUUAACUGAUCAUUUAUAAGGUGUAUGAUAAUUUAUUAGACAUUGGAUAUUUUAUGAAAUGAUAAGAACACCGGUAAUUUUAUUAUUGUAUAUGAGUCACUCAAUUACUAAAAAGCGCUCUCUAUGUUUAAUUGCGGCAUAAACAUGCUUAGUUCGUCUAUAAGUGUAAGGUGUAUGACUACAACCGUCAACUCAUAUAUACAGGAACAUAUUAUUCAACAUUUUUCAUAGGGAAAGUAAGCAUCAAUCUAUUAUAUUUGGUUUUUAAUGUUUUUUAUUUUUUUUAUUUAAUGUGAAUAUGCACAAUUUUUAUUCAUACACACAAGUGCAUUUUACUAUGUAUUAUUAUGUUUUAUUAUUACUCUAGUUUAAAAAAUCAUUAACAUUUGAAAAAAAACUUCAAUUUAGAGUGCAUAUAAUUAUUAUAUCGAGCCGUCAUUAACUGAGAUUAGCCGAGAUUUACUGAAGCCUAGGGCUGAAGUCUUGAGAGCUGAAACGGGGAAAUAUGCAAAUUAAUUUCUGUUUUUUUUUUUAUAUAUAUAAAUAUAUAUUAUAACUUAUUACGAUUAGGUGUAUUUAUAUGUAGAAUGUAUUUAAUAUAAAUGAAAAUCGUGUAUAACUAAUUUGUAUAUUAUUCAAUAAAUAACAAUAUAUUUAUAAAAUUGUAUUGUAAUUUAUAAGAAAAAUAUGUUUUUUUUUCUAGAUUACACAAUUAAAAAUUGCCAGUAAUCCAUUUGCAAAAGGUUUUAGAGACUGCGAAACAGAAGAAUGGUAAUAUAUACGCUUUUAUAGAUACUACCUAGUUUUAUUUAUACAUCAUUUUCAAUAAAUAAAUUAAACGGAACAUUAUACGUACCUAAAAUAAUUUUUAAUACACGCUUGAUAUAUUUAUUAGACCUGCAGAGAAGUCACAAGGGAUUAUAAAUCUUGAAGUACACAUAUUUGUUUUUUCAUUCUUUAUUUCACCCUCUUGGAAUCAGUGGUGCCCAAAUUAUAUUUGUAUGAUGAAGCAGAAUUUGAAAUUCAAAAUCACCGCCCGCCUCUUUAUACGUUACCCAUAUAAAUAUAUACUUUCCAGUCCUUACAACCUACUACCUUAAAUAUUUAUACACAUUCUACCCGACUAUUCCAAAUCCCAGUUACUGGGAACAUUCACUCACCAAAAAUAUGAUAUGUAGUAACCACUACACUCGAAGUAUAGUUUGGGUGCCACUACUUGGAAUGAGCCCAAGCGUUACUAAUUGACACCGGUAUACUAUACCGAUCUUAAAUAUACAUAUUAUUAUUAUUAUAUAUGCACUAGUAAAUUAGAAAUACAUUUACCGAAAAAAAAGGUGUAUAUUUAUAUAUUACAUAAUACACAAGUCAAUUAAAAAACCCGUGUUGCUGGCAAUCAUUGUUGGUAUGCUCAUGUAAAUUGGCACAUAAAUUACAAUAAAUGUCGGUUUAUAUGAUUUUUGGAAAGAAAAUUUCGUUCUUUUUUUAUACUUGACACGUUGCUUUAAAUAUGUGAAACAUGUGUGUGGGUUAGUGUAUUUGUGUUUGAUUGUAUUUUUUUCUGAAGGGAAGUUAAAAUAUGUUUUUUUGUUUUAUCUUACAGUGGCUCAAUGUCUAUUGACAGUGAACCACAAGCCGCCAAUAAUAAAUCGCAAUGCAAAAAAAGUGUCACGGCUGGAAUCCAUAACAACAAUAAUAAUUGUGUACAGUUCCCAAAUAAAGAAUCAACAGGAAGUAUGGGUAAGUUUUUUUUUUACAUUUUAUAAGAACAUACAAUAUUUAUUUAGAUUAAUGUUGUAUAAGCAAAAAAAUUAAAUAAUAUUUAUUAUGGCAUAUUUAAUAGGUUCCAUGUGUAUAUUUUUAUUACAAGUGACAAAAUAUUACUCGAUCUUUAAACUUAUCUAGAUACAUAACCAAAUAUAAACACGAUAUGAAAGUUACUUAUACAUUAUAUUCAAUUUGUAUAUACUUUUAUGACACUUAUAUAAAUCCAUUAAUUUUUAAAGUCUAAAACAGUAUCUAGCAAUUUUCAGUAUAACUUAUUCAUAUAAUUCUAAACAAAUAAUUACUAUAAAAUGAAAUCUGAAAUUGACAGAGUGAUAAGUUUAUUUUUUUAAAUAUAAAUAUUUCUUGAAGUUUUUUUUUUAUUUCAGUUAGAUAAUCACCGAAUUUUGAUUUUCAAGUAAUAAAUAGUUAUCAUUUAUAAUAAAAAUAUUACGUAAUAUAAACAUAUUAAGUAUAUAUUAUUGUAUGCAAUUAUAAAUUAUAUCACCUCUUGGCUAGAGGUGAUAUAAUUUAUAGAAGAGCCUUCUCUGGUAUGUGUGUUGUGUAUGUAGUAUUUUUUGUUUUAAUAUUCCGAGCAAUGAUUACUUUAUUUUUUCUAAAUUAAAUUUUAUUUUAUUAAUAGAUUUAUGAAAUUUGUUUUCUACGAAAAAAUAGACAAUCUAUUUUCCGUUUUUCGUAAAUAUAACGAUAUUUUCUGUAAAGCAUUUAAUUCAAUGGCAUUUUAAAUCUUGAACAAAAAGAUUUUUUAAUAUUGUAAGAAAAUUAAAAUAUUAGUGAUAUUAUAAUUAUAAGAUACGAGUACAACGUUAUACGGUGUACCUAUUCAACUUCUUUUCAAAAUACUUUUAAUCGUUCCAUGCUCAACGGUUUUGUAUUUUGAUGGGUUUUGCAGUUUUUUACUUCUAGUUACUAUUUAAAUCUUGUCCGUCGCUUAAAAACAUAAAAAAUUAAAAUUAUAAAUGAAGAAAAAACCUAAACCUACGUAGGUAUGCAAACAGUGUCGUAGUACACAAAAUUACGCUGCUUGCAGCACCCGAAACUGUCAUUAAUUAUCAGAGUUGUCCAUGGAGUCAUUCAUCAUAUUUUCGGGAAACGUUAAAUAGGCACUCCACCGCUGACGUUCCGUCACAUUAGCGGUCUCUCGUCCAUUUCUAAACGACAAUUAAAAAAAUUAAAAACUAUCUCAUGCCGAUAUAAGUACACUUACACCGGAAUAAUUUAAAAAAUAAACGAAUAUUUUGAAAAGUUCAUGAUAAUAUAAUAAAAACCUAUAUAUUAUAGAAACAAGUCUAACUACAUAAAAUAAAUAUUUUAUAUAGUUAGACUUGUUUCUAAUACAAUAUCAUAACUUAAGUAAUAACUCAAGUUAAUAUUUAGGUUAACGUAGUAGAAUAAUUAUUAUUGAUUUUGAAACCAUUACCAAAUUUAUUUAAAUUUCUUUAAAUAUUUUAAACACAAUUUAUAUGAAUUGUUGUUUAUUAUUAUUUUUAAAAAGAAAUCUGUCAUGUUUUUUUUCUACUUUUAAACAAUACUAAGGUUAGGUUAGCUACCUAUAAUAUAUUUAAAUUAAAUUUUAGUGUUGUAUAAUGUAUUAAUAUUAUAUUUUUUUUAUUAAAACAAUAAAACCCUCGGCAUCUAUGUUUAUCAUUAGUAUAACAGUAUUAUUUUAUUAAAAAUGUAAAUGUUGAUGAUACUUAUACUAAAUAAGCAUAUUAUAUAACGAACAGAAAGUAGAAUAAAAUAUAACAUUACAAACUUAAUGUACAACAGCGUUAAAUUAAAAGUAUUUUUAAAUACCCAACUUUGAUCGAAAAACAAAUAAUACAAAAUUUAAAAGGUACUAGUGUUUUAAUUUGAAGCAAUACAAAUUUAAAGUUGGAACAUUUUUGAUUGUUUAAUAAAUAUGCAUUUAUUUUUCUAAUUUUUAAUACGUAUUGUCACAUUAUUUUACUUUGUCUCGUAACUACCAAUGGCAGGUGCCAAGAUAAAAUUAUACACGACAAAUAAAUUUAAAUUUCAAAACAGUAACGGGUAUUCCAAUUAAUUUAUUACUAUGCCACCCAAACGUUUAUCUGAACAAAAUAAACGUAAUAUCAUAUACAUAACGUAUAUAAAUAUAAAUAUCUUUGUAAACUGAGUAGCGACGUCUAUGUCAAAAUAUGUGUGACGUCCUGUACCGUUUCCGACAGCAGACCUCACCACAUCCCUCUGUUCAUUUUUUUCAGCCUAAAUUUAUGCCAAUAAAAUGUAUAUCUACCAGUUAAAAAUAACGUUUUUUUACUCCUUGAUUUGAAAAAAGCCUAUCAAUCGCAUUGCUUAAUCCUACACCACUUUGGACCUUGGCUAUAAAAGUAAUUUGUAUUUAAACCAACUCACUGUCAAAAGUCUUAAAAAGUUAUUUGUCUAAUUAACAGAACAUAUACGUAACAAAAAAAAAAAAAAAUCGUUCAUAAUACAAAAUAUAAAAAACAUUUGUCUAAAACUAAUAAAUUUUACAGUUAUAUUGCAAUUUUUCUAUGUUGACAAUAAUCCAUCAUAAUAAAUGAAAGAAUAAAAACAUUAAUAUAUACAAUAACUAUAAGUAAUAAAUUUAGUACAUAAAUAUACUUUAAAUUAUAGAUCAAUUUUGUUUAAAAAAAAAAAUAAAAUAUGUAGUACGUGUUUAUUCAUAUAAUGAUAUUUUAUUACGCAAUCAGUUGUAAUACGAAUUACAAAUCUUUCUGCAUGGACAAUAAUGUUAUUAUGCUUCAUAGUCUAUAAUAAAUUUGUGCAGUUUUAUAUUUAUUUAUGUAUAAUACCUAGUAUAUGUUAUUAAUCAAAUACUAAAAUUCAAUUACAUUUUGGGUACAGUCCUUUUUUUCAUCAUCUAAUAUAAAUAAGUUAUAUGCAUACACCAGUUUGUCUUAAUUUUACAUUCGUUCAAACGAAUGAGUAUAUAGUCCCUAUUAUAAUGAUAAAUGUGUAUCAUACCGCCUCACAAAUCUUCGAGGUCACGUAGACGCAAAUCCUACUGGAUCAACUAACGUUUAAAAAAAAAAAAAAAAAAAAAGACUACCCAUAAAACAUCUAGACAUUUUAAUUAAUAGUCGUUAACCUAAAAAUAAAAUUGAAUUUUUAAUAAAAUAAUUUAACAUAUAGGUAGGUAUAAAAUAAGAAUUAUAGUAUACAAUAUGCAUAAUUUUUUCCCUUAAUACGGUGCAAGUAUAUAAAUAUUAAUCUAUUAUAUUAUUUCAUAUUCUAAGUGGUGCAUAUUUUCCGUAUAUCUUAACAAUAUUUUAAUUUACAAAAUAGCAUUUGUCUAAUAAAGAAACUAGAAUUGAAUAACUGUAUCUUAAAUGAAAAAAUAGCAAACAAAAGUAACCCAUAAUAAAACCCGUGUUAUAAUUUUUAAUAAAACUACGAUUAUACUUUAAUUAUAUGUUUAUUGUAUUUUUCUGGUAACUUUAACGUUAAAAUUCUUUAACUAUUGAUUAUAUAGCUAAGUUUAAUUAUGUGAUCAAUAGAAACCGGUAAAAUUAUGUGUCUGUUUUUUCUAGAAAAUGAGUAAUACAGCUAUAUAUAUAUAUUCUCACCAAUCCCUCAGAAUUGGUAAAAUUUGUUGUUUCUAUAACACAAAUAUUAAUAAAUAUUUAAGUGGACAGGGGUGGGAAUGUAUAUACUCAGUGGCAUUGUGAGACUUGAGUUAAUAGUGUUUAAAAAAGAUCCAAUUUGUUUUUAAUCUGCGGACAGGUUUGUCGCGGGAACGGUGAACUCGUAAUAGGUACAUAGUAAACAUUUUUUCGACCAACUUAUUAUGUAACUUGGAUAACAACCUAUUUUUUCCCAUGAGAUUAAAGCGGUUUCAAGAGGUAUUUCUAACCGUGGGUACCGAUUUUAAAUCGCUAAAUAGUAAACACAUCAACAGAAUGCGCUACCCUUGUAUAUAUUUUUUAACCGUUACCUAUAUAGUGAAGACUAAAGUGGAUAAAAAUAUGUAUUAUUGAAAAUAAUAUCCAGAUAAAAACUGAUUUCAACAUAGUUGUAUGAUGUGGAUUAAUAAUGAAACAUAAAAUUAAAAAAACUAAAUAAUUUUAUAAUAGUGCUACAAGUUAGGGUGGCAGCAAGGGUCUAUACUAAACGCAAUUCAGGUCGAAAUAAAAAAAAAACCGAAAUUAUUACGAAAAUCUACAUAAACUCUCACUAUCACACACACUCAAACGCACGCAUACAUACACAAAUUAUGUGUAAAUUAGUUUCUAAAUGAAAUAUGCAUUCUUGUACUUCUUAAGUUAUAAUUAAAUAGUUUAUUUAAUGAACAAAUAUUAAAUACAUAAAUUGUAAUUUCUUGAUCUGCCUAGCUUAAUUAUUUUUUUAUUCUUUAUAAUACAAAAAUAUAAAUUUAAACAAAAAAAUACUGCCUAUACAAAUAUGACAAAUAUUUGUCAUUUUUUUGUUCAAUGAAACUCUAACAAAAAAAAAAACAAAAAAGAAUUACUAAGCCAGUGUUAAAAUUCUAAUCUUCACUGAAGAGCGUUUUUAAUCACAUUAUCAUCCGUCCCACAAAUCACCUUUUUAUGUUACGUAUACUUACUACACAUAUAUAUCGUAAAUAGUGCAAAUAAUAACAAGUAAUAACUUUAAUAAGAUGAUAUUUUAUGUGAUUGACAGGAGCGGAGAACAUGUACAACAGUGACAGCUCAUCCUCGUCGUCACCGCCUCACUUACAGACUACGAUAGCGCAUGGACAGCAGCAGCAUCAAGCGCCUCCGAGUUCAGCGACUGCAACGACCGUACCUGUCACACCUUAUCUUAGCCAGGUGUGUAACUACGGACCGAUAUUCGCGUCAUCUGCAUACGCACAUCAUCACAACUAUUCGCCAUUUCACGGAUACGACAGGUAAAUAUAAAAAAAUUAUUCAUAAUGUAUUUCUAAUAUGUAUACCCAAUGCCUAAAGUAUUAAUGGAAUUUUGAUCAUCACACUCUAUAUGUCCUAAAUUAUAUGAUGGGAUCUGGUUUUACUAUCAUCUCUUCAACAUUGCAAACUCUCUUUUUUUCUUUUUUUGUAAAAAAAAUAGCAGGUAUACAUAAAUAUCGAUAAAUGGCUGUGUAAUAUAUUGCAUAAAUUAUAUAUUAUUCAAUUUUGUCGUAACAACCAUAAUUUUAAUAUGCGUCAAUAAUUUACAUAAUACUAUUGUAUACGUGUAUGAUGGUUAGAUAUAUCACAGAAUAUUAUUGUAUUAUAAUAUGUCGACUGAAUUUUUUUUUUUUAUUAAAAAUGUAUUUUCAUGUAAAUGGUUAAUUAAUUCGAUUGAAUUGUUAAUGGGUAGGGAGGACAAAACCGUCGUCCGCGGACCUGCGAUAAUGUAUUCGCGUUGCGUCAAGAUAUAAUCACAAAUUAUAUGCAUGUAUGAUAUUUUGAUUUAAUCUAUAAUACAAUCGUUAAUAGGUCGUUAUUUUAAUCAAAGCUAGAUAAGUUGAAGUUAAUUUUAAAAUAUAAAUAAUUUUAAAUUAUUUAGUUCAGUUAUACAUUUCAGCAAAAUGAUAACUUUAGUUAAGUUGAAAGUUACUUUUUUAUAAUUACCCUUCACUAAACACUCAUAUACAUAUUUUGUACACCAAUGUUUAUACUUUAUCAGUAAUCGUGUGAAUAUCCUUGCAUAGGUCGUAUACCCGUCUAGUUAUGUGAUAAUAAUAUUUUCGUCGAAAAAUAAAUGUAAAAGAGAAGGUACUAAAUUUUUUUUUAAAAAAACUGCGUAAUAAGCUAUUUAAAUAUAAACAAAAUGUUAACUAAGUUACUAAGUUAGGUUAAAAUUAGUUAUUAUAAGAAAUUACUAAGUUAUUUUCUAACAUUCUGUUUUGUUUGACUAGUCAAGUUAAAAAUUUAAAAAAAAAGUAUCUUAUAUCUUUUAACUAUAAUUACUGUCCAACUUUGAUUUUAAUAGGCGUUUGUUAAAAUAAUACAGUACAUUUAGACGUUUUAUAUAGUGAUAAUAAUAAGCAUUCAAAUUAACAAUCUUGGUUGAUUUAGAUGGGGGAGUACCUAAUAGAUAUAGCGUCAUCGAAAUUACUUGCAAGUAUAUAGAUGCGGUGAAGAAGAGCUUAACGGUGGCGCCCGCCGAUUGUCUAAAUAUAAUAAACGUAUAUACACUGCAUUAUUAUUGUUGCUGUCGGGCUAACAUAUGAACUGUAAAUACACAUCACGAGUCAAAUGUACCGGGUGAAACAAUUAAUUGCCUCAACUAGUACAUACAUAGUUGGAGCAGCAGUAAUAUAUUUAUAUAGGACUACGUAAAAUUUAUAUUUAUGUAUUUAACUAUUUAGGCUUUUCAUGUUUUUUAACAUUUAAAAAAAAAUAUAUUCAUUAAAUAUUGAGAUUAUCAUUCAUAAAUAAGAAAUAUUGUUUUAUAUAAUAGUUAUAAACAUGUACGUAUAAAUAACGAAUAGAUUAUAAUUAAAUUGCAUAUUUAAUGUGUUUAAUGUGCAUAUAAAUUAAUAAUUAGCCGAGUAUAAAACUAGUAAUUACAAAUUCAUUAGAUCGUAAUUAAUUAACUAGGUAAUCAAUUAAUAAUAGGUACCAGUUAAAAUGGUUUUUAUACGUAAAUGUAUAUAGCUCUGCAUAGUAUCUACGCAUACAGAUGUAUUUAAUUCAAAUCAAUAAUAAUUUUUUUAGAAAAUAUAUUUAUAUACCUACCUACUUUUAACAAAUAUUAUUUUCAAUUUCUGUACUUAGAUUACACCAGAAGAAUUCUAACACAGACGUAGCAACCGGAUACCACAUGUCUUACCAGCAUCAUUACCAUCACAGACCUUCCACGUUUCACGGGACUCAAAAAACAUCUAAUACAUUCUUACAAAACGAUUACUCGCCCAGGUAGACCACGCGUUAUUAUUACAAAAUAUAGUAUCCUAACUAAUAAUUUAUCCUAAAUUGUAUAUAAUAUACUUAUGUAAUUAUUAUAUUUUGAUUGUACAUAAAUUAAAUUAAUAAAUAUAUUUAUAAUACAUUCAGAAAAUCACACUAUAUAAAUAAAUAAUAAUAUUAGUUAAUUUAUAAAUAUUCGUUUUACGGGAUUGCAUACUUUUGUAAUUAGUUUUAG